CGCGCGCGUUUGAGCGAGAGAGGAGAGGGAGAAGAGACAGACUAGGAGUGGAGAGCACAGCGGAGAUCAUUAUUACACACGCGUUAGCAUUAAAUUGCCUUUCAACAUAGAGACAUUGAAUGCCAAGCUACUAUGCAAAAAGGGAUGCUGGAUACGAAAAUUGAGAGAAAUACCCUAAUCGGUCGUCUCAGCAAUAAGAAUAGGCUAUAGCACGCGCCCUUUACAAAAGUAACUGAUAUCGCACAAAAGCAGGGAAACGGAACGGGAGAGAGAGCAGCAGCGAACUAUGCACUGAGGAUGAUUUCUGCCAGAAAAACUCCGGAGAAGAGUCGCUACCACCUGCAUUAUCUUGUGUGGCACAACAAACACCGGCAGCUGGAGAAAGAGCUCUCCGCGCACGAGCAGGUUGAUUUAGAAGUGUUGGACCCACGGGGUCGGACACCUUUGCACCUGGCCGUGACACUGGGUCAUUUAGACUGCGCCCGUCUGUUAGUCCAGCAUGGAGCUGAUGUCAGCAAAGAAAACAGAAAUCGCUGGACAGUGUUGCAGGAGGCCAUUAGCACACGUAACCCGGAGCUGGUGCGGCUGGUGCUGCGUUACCGUGACUUUCAGCGCACCACUAAGAGACUGGCAGGGAUUCCGCGACUGCUGGAGAGACUCCGACAGGCACAGGAUUUUUACGUGGAGAUGAAAUGGGAGUUUACAAGCUGGGUUCCGCUCGUGUCUCGUAUCUGUCCGAGUGACACAUAUCGGGUAUGGAAGAGUGGCCAGUGCCUGCGGGUGGACACAACACUCAUGGGAUUUGAUCAAAUGACCUGGCAAAGAGGCAAUCGCAGCUUUAUAUUCAGGGGUCAAGACUCCAGCGCCAUGGUAAUGGAAGUGGAUCAUGACAGACAGCUGGUGUUUUGCGAGAAGCUGCCGUGCCCAACUUCCUCUCCAGCCUCCCCCUCCCCCAGGUCGUGCACAACCGCUUUGAACCUUCUGGGGGCGCUGCAGCCCAGCGAUGAACAGGUGGCGGCCCGUCUAUCCGCUCCCGUGGUGGCCACGCAGCUUGACACCAGGAACAUCUCAUUUGAGAGGAAUAAAACAGGCAUUCUUGGCUGGCGGAGUGAGAAAACAGAGGUGGUGAACGGGUAUGAAUCAAAGGUUUACUGUGCCUCUAAUGUUGAGCUAAUCACACGAACACGUACUGACCAUCUCACUGACCAGCACAAAACAAAACCCAAAGGAGGCAAGACACCUCUGCAAUCCUUCCUGGGUAUCGCUGAACAGCACAUGGGGCCUAACAACGGACACACAAUGGUGACUCAGAUAUCAUGCCCCUCAACAAACCCAUUGGCCUUGACAGCUGAGGAGUACUUUAAUCCCAAUAUGAGUCAGAGAGACAUCGGACAGCCUUGUAACCUCACCACAAAAACACAAAGGUUCAAAGCCAAGCUGUGGUUGUGUGAAUCUCACCCUUUAUCUCUGGAGGAGCAGGUGGCUCCUAUCAUCGACCUCAUGGCCAUCUCCAACACUCUGUUCGCCAAGCUUAGGGACUUCAUCACCUUACGUCUGCCCCCUGGCUUCCCCAUCAAAAUAGAAAUUCCAAUCUACCACAUCCUAAAUGCUCGGAUCACCUUUGGGAACCUGAAUGGUUGUGAAGAGGGUGGUUUGCCCCGGGUGGACACUGAAGGGGACGGACAAAAGGACAGUCCCAGGACAGAGGCACCAUCUCCAGGCAGCGACUCUUCCAGCGUGUCCAGCUCUAGCUCCACAAACUCAUGUCGUGGAGGAGAGAUCCCACCUUGUGUUUUCGAGGCUCCGCGGGGCUACAGCAUUUUAGGAGGAACAGAGGAAAACAUUAGAGAAGAAGAGGAUGAUCUGCUACAUUAUGCCAUCCAGCAGAGCCUGAUUGAGGCUGGAUCAGAAUAUGACCAGGUGACGAUCUGGGAGGCUUUGACCAACAGUAAGCCGGGAACACACACUCUGCCCUGCGACCCCAGCCGACAUGAAAGAACCCCACAGCACAAACCCAACACCGUGGAGAGCCCCCGCAGCACACCAAACAAUAAGCCACCGCGCAGCUACGAUGAGCAGCUGCGUAUAGCCAUGGCGCUGUCCGCCCGCGAGCAGGAAGAGGCGGAGCUACGUCAAAGACGAGAGGAAGAGGAACUGCAGCGUAUCAUACAGCUGUCACUCAUGGAAAAGUGACCGGGCCAUUGGGAAGCGAGGGGUGGCAGAGCAUGCCUGGGGAUCUGUAACCAACCAGCGUGAACUAUGAUUGGCCACUCCCAAACGCCCCACCCUCUUCUUCCAAAGAACUGGAACUCUCCAAGGAGUCAUUCACAAUCACAGAGAACCCUGUCUUCACUCUGCAAGUUUACAAACACAAACUACUAAACUCAUGGCAAUCCACUGACUGAUCUGCACCAGUCUGGUCUCCUAACGUGUGAAUGUGCGAUUUUGACCGAGACAGUCCGCGCUGUGUAUCCUACUGUUGUUUCUAAAAGCUAUCAUCCAAACACUCACACAGAGUUCCUGGAUACUCACCGGUAGGUGUGAAUUCUGGGGGAAAUUGUCACUUUUCAAUUUCAUAUUAUGGAUUUAAAGAACUUAAGUUUUGGUUGUUAAUACACACAAUUCACUGUACUUGGAUUAAGGGGUCACGAUGUCUCCUAAUCGAAUGUGGGAGGGCACUUACAAGAGUUAAUGCAGCAAAUCCACCUCAAUUUGAUGGGAAUGCUGCAUUCACAAGGACGUAUGAAGAAAAACGCAAAUGUUUGCGAAAGUGACACUUAUACUUUUGCUGCAUAUCCUCCAAUGUCGGUACGUUAACCUGCUGAACUUUGAGAAUCUCAGACAGGUCCAGCUAUGAAUUCGGAAAUCUAAUUUGAUGUAUUCCCAUUUGAUUUCAAACUAAAGACCUGUUCACACCAGCAUCAAUGUUCGGCACAAAUUCACUGUAGGUGGAAAAGCAGAAACACCUCAGCACAGAACAGAACUUUUCUGACAUCUGCUUGUUACAGAGAACAAAUGAAGUCAAACCGUAACAGUAUGUUUUCAGAGACUUUUGGUUUCAAAGAGACGGUUGGACAUUUUGGAUGAGAUUUUGGUAUUUUGUGUAGUGUAUCAAACACCUCUUAGUGCAAGUGUAGAGAGAAAAGAGCUGGUUUAGGAUUCUUGUGCUAUUUACUCUCACAUACUGUUUGCGAAGGCCACUAAAUCAUAGUUUUAUGUAACAGCAGCAGCUCUGGGCACAUGACCAAAAGCUUGAAUCUUGGUUGGCUUCGCAGUGCAAUGGAAAAGAGGUUAGAAAAUCUUUUAUAUUUGUGGCUUGAAAAUGUUAUUUUUGUUCAUUCAAAUUAAAAUUUUCACACACAUUGGUCUUGGUGUGAACAGGCCUUCAUCCAGUUCUUUCCACACCCUCAAAAUGAAUCUUGUGCAAUCAUUCGCCAUACUUUUUGUAGUGUGCAAGCGCAAACCCUGCGUUAUGAUGACAGCAGGUUGAAAACCACCCUUUGCGCACUAUUAAUGGCAUGAUUUUGAAUCAUUGGCCAGAUUGAUAAUCCGAACCUAAAAGAUCAUUUAUUGUAAUGGCACAACUGAGAGUGAAUGGAAGAAACAAGCCAUUUUCAGGUAAAUGUCAAUAAUGACUAAAUGAUUCCUUUGAAUCUGAAUCAAAUGCUCAUUACAAUAUUCAUCAUGUGUCCUAAAUGAACGUUUCAGAAAAAAAAGACAUUAUUUUUUCAUUGUUCUACUUCAAAUGGUGCUAAGUUGAUCUUUCAUAUCAACUCUUGGGUACUUUAAUCAGUGUGAUUGUCACGACAUGCAUUCAUCCAUCUGUUCAAUCACUCGACAACACUGUUUCUUUACCGGCCUCCAUUCAGUGCUUCCUUCAACAUUCCCAUCAGAGCUCAUUGUCUCAUGACUGGAACACCUGCGGUAGCUAAUCAGAAAUCUAAUUGUGCUUUUAUAAGGGGCGCCAGUUCUAGAAUAAAACAUGAAAGGAGGAAUCACUCACAGAGAUAAUGCCCUGAGCACAGACAAAGGGGAAAGUUUUAUUGGAGAAUCUUAAAAUAGAUCUGUCUCCUUAGUCAGAUUUAUUCUGGGGCUGACUGACGUGCCCUCAGGGUUUGAUGUAUCAGGUGAAUAUGAAAAACAAAUUAGGAAACAUGGCCAUACUCCACUUCUGAAAAGCUUCAAUGUAAAAACACAAGGCAUUAACCAUCAGUUUUCAAAGGAAGCGGAUCUGAUGGCGCUGUCUAGAGACGGAGCUAAUAAACACGUAGGAUUGAUCUUAUGAUUGUGUGACUUGUGAAUGCCUGGGCAGAAAUGCUUGAUAUGACUCAAUGUUUUAGUAUAACAAAUAAUAGCAUUAUUUAUAUUUAACAUUUUUUUCAUUUGAAUUUGGUUGAGCUGUGGUUUGUGUGGAGUGCUGCUGUUGUGUCUGUAUGUGACUGAAAUAUAUUGUUCACAUUUGUAACUUAAAUGCAUUCCAAAUAAAGGGUAAUGACAUCUAAAUUAACUU
Molecule: messenger RNA, 4510 nt
Organism: Pimephales promelas (fathead minnow)
Lineage: Eukaryota; Metazoa; Chordata; Actinopteri; Cypriniformes; Leuciscidae
Gene: ankrd13b
Product: ankyrin repeat domain 13B
Cellular component (GO): cytoplasm
Molecular function (GO): protein binding
Source: RefSeq, a predicted model, not a curated record